Uloborus diversus is the source of this 1561-nucleotide messenger RNA. Its product is annotated as minor histocompatibility antigen H13-like. The coding region runs from base 4 to 1119 and encodes 371 amino acids. Gene Ontology annotation, cellular component: lumenal side of endoplasmic reticulum membrane; membrane; cytoplasmic side of endoplasmic reticulum membrane. Lineage: Eukaryota; Metazoa; Arthropoda; Arachnida; Araneae; Uloboridae. Gene Ontology annotation, molecular function: aspartic endopeptidase activity, intramembrane cleaving. The record is from RefSeq and is a predicted model, not a curated record. Gene Ontology annotation, biological process: membrane protein proteolysis. The transcript is spliced from 11 exons.
AACAUGGCUGACGUUCUGAAUGAAACUCUUCAAGAAGUUGCUAAAAAUGCAACUUCGAAGCCAAAAGCUUCAGCGGAAGGAAUGAUGAUUGCUUACUCUAGUCUUGUAAUUAUGGCUGUUCUACCAAUUUUCGUUGGAGCAUUUAGAUCUGUCAAGUGUUUAAAGCAGCAAAAAGAUUCUGGUGAAAAACCUGAAACAAUGUCCAAGAAGGAUGCAGCCAUGUUUCCUUUUAUUGCUAGUGGUGCUCUUUUAGGUCUAUACAUAUUUUUCAAAGUUUUCUCGAAGGAAUACAUAAACUUACUUGUUACUGUGUACUUCUUUGGAUUGGGAGUGAUAGCUUUGACUCAUAUUUUAAGCCCUGCUAUAUCCAAACUUGUACCAAAAAGUUUUCAAUCACAUCAUCAUUUAGUAUACACGAGAGAUGCAGGCACAGAGAAAGAAGAAUUGCUUGAUUUUUCAUUUGCUACUUCCGAUAUCAUCGCUCUGGGCUUAUGCAGCAUUGUUGGUAGUGUUUAUCUGUGGAAUAAGCAUUGGAUCAUUAAUAACAUUUUUGGCUUAGCAUUUGCUGUGAAUGGUGUUGAAUUAUUGCAUUUGAAUAACAUCAAAAUUGGAUGUAUUUUGCUUGGAGGCUUAUUUAUAUAUGACAUAUUUUGGGUUUUUGCAACAGAUGUUAUGGUUACUGUUGCUAAGUCAUUUGAAGCACCUAUAAAAUUGGUGUUCCCUCAAGAUAUAUUAGAAAAUUGGUUAAGCAGCAACAAUUUUGCAAUGCUUGGCCUUGGUGAUAUUGUCAUUCCUGGAAUAUUUAUUGCAUUACUUUUACGCUUUGAUCUCAGUUUAAAACGAGGUCAAAAGCUGUAUUUCUAUUCAAGCUUCAUUGCAUAUUUCCUUGGUUUAAUACUUACCAUUUUCAUCAUGUCAUACUUCAAACACGCACAGCCUGCAUUACUGUAUCUUGUACCAGCAUGCAUUGGAAUACCUGGUCUUGUAGCAAUUGCCAAAGGAGAUGUUAAAGCACUUCUUACAUAUGAAGAUCAUCCUGAAGAGGAAGCAUCAAAAGAAGGUACACCUGACAGGAAAGUUGAAAGCACAAUGAGUGAAGAAAAAAAGAAAGUGAAAUGAUGUGAACUUGAAAAGUAUAUUAUGACACAAAAACGUUACCCAAUAAAAUUAAAAACUUAUAUAAAUUCAUUUCCAUUCAAAGUAUUGCAUACAUCAAGAUCUUCCUUUUAUUAAUCAAUUCUACAUUUUGGCAGUUGUACUUAAUCAAAAUCUUUAAAUAAAAUUUAAAAAAAAGUUUGAAAAAAUGACUUAUUAAAUUUUUAUCCUUUCAUAAUUUGGUAUCUGAACAAUUUUAGUUUUUAGUUAAAAAUGCUUAAAGUUUUUAAUUUUAUUUAUUUCCAAUACUUAAACAAUCCAAUAUACACUGCCUCACAUUGCUGCAGAUUGUACAUGUGCAAUUACUAUUUUGUUCUUUAUGUUUUGAAAAUGAAGUCUCCAUUUGAUAAUCAACAUUCUAUGUAUUUUCCUUUGUUUCAGAAUAAAAAUUUGUAGAAAGUUUAAA